This is a messenger RNA of Euleptes europaea (tarantolino), 1052 nucleotides long. It is a transcript of the gene PAQR6, whose product is annotated as progestin and adipoQ receptor family member 6. The record is from RefSeq and is a predicted model, not a curated record. Lineage: Eukaryota; Metazoa; Chordata; Lepidosauria; Squamata; Sphaerodactylidae. Gene Ontology annotation, cellular component: membrane. The transcript has 7 exons. Gene Ontology annotation, molecular function: signaling receptor activity. The coding region runs from base 27 to 1052 and encodes 341 amino acids.
UUUUUAAGUCUCUGCUGUGACCGGAAAUGCUUACAAUAAAGCUGCCUCAGAUCUUCAGGAUCCACCAAGUACCUCGUAUCUUCUGGGAAGAUGGCAUCAUCUCGGGCUACCGUCACCCCAAAAGCUCCGCCCUGGACUGCAUCCUCAGCUCUUUCCAAAUGAACAAUGAAACCAUCAACAUUUGGACACAUUUUCUCCCCACCUGGUAUUUCUUAUGGCGAUUCCUGAUGUUGUCCUACUGUCUGGAUUUUUGGCGUGAUACCUACAGUUGGCCCUUCCUGGCCUAUAUGUGGCUUGUUUGCCUCUACCCCUUCACAUCCAGCUGUGCCCACACUUUCAGCACCAUGUCGACCCACGCCAGGCACAUCUGUUACUUCUUGGACUAUGGAUCGCUCAGCCUCUACAGUUUAGGCUGCGCUUUCACGUAUGGAGCCUAUACAAUGCCCGAUCGCUGGGUGAACGGCCCUUUGCACCAUUACUUUGUCCCCGUGGCCGCCUUUAAUUCCUUUGUCUGCACAAGCCUCUCUUGUUACUCCCGAUUCCUGGAACUGGAGUGCCCUCCUCUGAGCAAGACCUUGAGGACAGCAGCUUUUGUCUACCCUUUCAUCUUUGACAACAUACCGCUGUUCUACCGGCUUUUCUUCUGUUUUGAUGAAGACUGUACUUGGAAUGACGCCAUAGUCGGUUACUUCUAUCACCUUUUCUUCGCCCUCCUCACCGGCUUCCUCUUUGCAUCCCACCUGCCGGAACGCCUGGCUCCAGGUCGCUUCGAUUACAUUGGGCACAGCCACCAGCUGUUCCACAUCUGCGCGGUGGUGGGCACCCAUUUCCAACUGGAAGCCGUCUUGUGCGACUUGCACUUGCGCCGGGACUGGCUGAGCACCCAUGCGCCGGUGUCCACUUUCACGUGCACUUUCGCCACCCUCGGCACCGCCCUGCUGGGGAACCUGGUUCUGAUUGCGUUCUUCACCGUCACCCUCCUCCGCUCCUCCGUCACCGCCACGAUCCUGCAGAGCACGCUCUCCGAGGCGGAGCGACACAAGGACAAGUGA